Molecule: messenger RNA, 3922 nt
Organism: Acaulospora colombiana
Lineage: Eukaryota; Fungi; Glomeromycota; Glomeromycetes; Diversisporales; Acaulosporaceae
Source: the annotation of a GenBank genome assembly
AUGGCGACAAGAUUGGACCGUUUGGUCCUCCUCCUGGAUACGGGCUCUACUCCAGCUGUUCGUUUAACAGCCGCGCAACAAUUGGGGGAGAUCCAAAAGCAACACCCCGGAGAGUUGCAUAAUUUGUUAUCAAGGGUUGUUGUUCAUUUGAGCAAUAAAGAAUGGGACACUCGAAUUGCUGCGGGUCAAGCGAUCGAAGCCAUUGCCAAAAACGUCCCGCCAUGGGACCCUCCAGAAACCGUCAAAAUCGAGAACGAGAAAUCCACCGUAAAUGAAAAAAACGAGAAUAAAUAUUCGUUUGAUAAUUUCGACAUUACAAUUGUAUUACAAAAUGGAAAACCGUUACUAGGUUCAGCAGGAAAGGAAUAUGACCUUGACCUUAGCGAACUUGAUCCGGCACAACGUCUUGCAUUGCAACACAAGAACCUCCGAGAAAGAUUGGGAUUGGGUGGCGAAUUCAUGGAUGUCGAUUUAUUGGAUGAUGUGGAUAUUAAUGGUGCAGUACAAAGCUCGACAGCUCUCAAGGUGGAGAUCAAUGCGCAACCACCGCCUCGUUCCCCCGUUUUGAAUACGGAUGAUAUGGCGGGAUUAAGUGCGAGGGAGAGAAAUAAGCUGAAGAGAAAAGCAAAGAACGAAGCAAAGAUUAAGGGAAAGGAAAAAUUGCGAGUAGUGGAAGUUAAUACUAGGAAGAGUAGCGGAGAGCUUUCAGCCGCAGUUGCAACUCCAAUCUCGCCACCAUCUGUUAAAGUUGAAGGAGAUGGGAAAUUAGAUGGACAAUUUGAUAUCACACCGCAACCAUGUUCAAGCAAAAUUGUGGUCGAAUCAAAGAAAGAGGGAUCCAACCUGCCAGAAGAUCAGAGCAACGAAUGGCCGUUUAAUAAUGUUUGUGAAUCACUUUUCCUUGCUGGGAAGUUCGACAUGGUGCAUGUAUCGGCUUACGAGAAAUUCUUAAAGUACAGGGGCAUGGAGCUGGACGUAAAGUCGAAUAUGAGCGGUAGUAAGCCGUCAAUAUGGGAGGUUAGACACGCUGGGAUGUUGGGCCUGAAGUAUGCUGUUGCUGUACGAAAAGAUCUAGUGAACAAUAUUUUAGAUAGUAUAGUCGAUGCGGUAAUAGUAGGGUUAAAAGACAGCGAUGAUGAUGUCCGAGCGGUCGCGGCUUCUAUUUUAAUACCUAUUGCGGAUUAUUUUGUUGAAUUUUCUGCGAAUAAAAUUCCAGAAAUCGUAACAGUUUUAUGGGAUUGUCUUAAAGAUCUUAAGGAUGAUCUAACGGCUUCUACAGCUAGUGGGGUUCUCGAUCUCUCUUUAAAAGUUUGGUCUUGUUUGGUUUCUCAUGCAUCAACGCCUGGCCUAGAGAAUAGGCUCAUAAACUUUACGUCUCAACACAUUGGAACUUGGUUUUCGAUAAUAAUGACCCCGUUGGGCACACCGAUUGAUCGUCGAUUAUUCUUUUUUCCUGAUGGCCCGAUUCCUAUGGAAACAACGCCUAUUACAACGUUGCCUUCAUCCACUAGUUCAAGGAGAAACUCAAAUCGUGUCCAGUCAAACAAUAAUAAUGGAAACGCAGCAUUGACAUCGGGUCAUAGUAUUGAUACCGGAAUGUUACAACAAGACUUCGCUCUGGUCACCAUAGAUAUUGUGUUAAGGGGGAGAGUAACUGCUUCUAAAGGAUUGGGUAUAUUGAUGAGUUGUUGGUCAAAUGAGUCUUUGGAGACGACGUUCAAAGAUUUUAUCAUAGCUUACCUUUCUUCCCCGUGGGCAUCAAAUAAACAAUUAGCAGCCAUCAUCACCGAAGAAUGGUCGCGAUCCACCAUAGAAAAAGGAAAUUUCAGCACCCAUACCUCAUUGGUUCAAGAUUCUUCUCUUGCCUCGAUUAUUUCUAAUUUCAUGGUUUCAAUGUUAGAGUCUAGCCCACCAAACUUUUAUUCUGAACUAGUUUCUAUUCUUCGACGUAUUCGGGGAGAGUGUCAAGCAUUGUUUAAUACCUUCGUAUCUGUCGGAAAAGUAAAUUCCGACAUUAUUCCUGCGUUACCCACUCACGUGAUUGGUGAGUUGAUGAACCAAACGGAUAUUUCGACUCCUUUGUUCAGUGUUGAAACGGCAGCAGAAAUUUCCACCACUAUCUUCGAUAAUUUAAUGACUCAGAUACCAGGAAAAAGUCGGAAAUCCUCGACUGAAGAUAUACAAAGUCAAUUGUAUGAUCGUCAUCAUCGUGUGGUUGCUUCAAUUGGAUAUUAUACGGCUACAAAACAAAAAAAUGAUAUUAUUGUGUUCGCAGCAAUUGCCGGAGCCGUCGUUGCAUUGCAAGUAUUACCUUCCAAGCUUAAUCCUAUUAUUAGAUCUAUAAUGAAUUCAAUUAAAUCAGAAGAAAAUAUAGAGCUACAACAACGUUCGGCUGCUACAUUGGCUAGUCUUGUUUCACUUUGUUCAUUAGAAGACAGUUCAGUAAGAGUGAAUCCAAACGAUAAGAUCGUGAAAAAUUUAUGCACUUUUCUUUGUUCCGACCCAACUACUACUCCCGAGCUACAAUCAAAUCGUACGAAAGAAGGCAUAUUGUCCUUGCAAAAGGCUAAGGAACCUGACAAGUCCUCAUCUAAUGGUGAUUCCCUUGGUGAAGAAGAAAAGUUAAAAUCGCAACUGAUAAAGCGUGGAGCUGAAAUAGCGCUAAGACAAUUUGCUACGCAAUUUGGAUCCAGAUUAUUUAAUAUCGUUCCUAAAUUAUGGGUGUGUAUGCAUUCUUCGUUGAACACCAUAUUUGGUCACGACGAAAAAGAGAAAAUAAAUUCAACUCUCAAAUCAAAUGUUAGUUUAGGGCAAGAGGUCAUUGAUACUCUGCAAAUAUUGAAAUCAUUGGUUCCCGUAAUUCAUGAAUCCUUACAUCCAAAGAUAACAGAACUCCUUCCUCAUAUAGUAAAGGCAAUUCAGUGCCAAUAUCUGGUAAUUCGUUCCAUGGCCGCCAGAUGCUUUGCCACUAUUGCGAACGCUGGAAUACCAGAUCCUCCCGGGUUGUCUGAGGAAUUGUUGAAACAUCGGGAUGAUGAACGGAGGUUCCUUUCACAACUCCUUGAUAGUAGUAAACUCGAUCCAUUCGAAAUUCCAAUAACAAUCAAGGCAGAAUUAAGAAAAUAUCAACAGGAAGGCGUUAAUUGGCUUGCGUUCCUUAAUAAAUAUCAACUGCAUGACAUGGGUCUUGGCAAAACGCUCCAAUCUAUUUGCAUUCUUGCCAGUGAUAAUCAUAUACGUGCCACCAAAUAUGCUGUGACAAAGUCACUUGAUUGUGCACAUUGUCCAUCCCUUGUAGUAUGUCCUCCCACAUUAACGGGGCAUUGGUAUCAUGAAAUUUUAAAUUAUACCGAUUCACUGAAACCCAUCUUAUAUUCGGGCAAUCCUAAAGAUCGAGACAGGCUACGACCAAAGUUGUCUAGUUAUGACGUGGUCAUUAUGUCGUAUGAUAUAGUGCGCAACGAUAUAGAUGAUCUGGCCGGCAUCCAUUGGAACUAUUGUAUUCUGGAUGAAGGCCAUGUGAUCAAAAAUGGCAAAACAAAAAUAACCAAAGCUGUCAAGUCUGUGAAGGCAAAUCACAGACUAAUAUUGUCUGGGACACCCAUUCAGAAUAAUGUGCUGGAGUUGUGGUCACUCUUUGACUUUUUGAUGCCUGGAUUUUUGGGCACCGAGAAGCAAUUUAAUGAGAGAUUCGGAAAGCCCAUAUUGGCCAGUAGGGAUAGUAAAAGUUCGUCAAAAGAGCAAGAGGCUGGUGCUCUUGCUCUAGAAGCUCUCCAUAAACAAGUAUUACCAUUUUUACUUCGUAGAUUGAAAGAAGAUGUCCUCAAUGAUCUACCCCCCAAAAUCAUUCAAGAUUAUUACUGCGAACUUAGUGACCUACAGAAACAACUUUACGAACAAUUUGCUAAGUCACAAGCAAAGA